AUGCCCAGACAAAAUAAAUCAAAUUCAGUAAAGCAAAGACAUGAUCCUCUUCAUGUCGAGAUUGCCGCCGAUGAAAAAUUGCAAAAGUAUGGCAAUGUCUCGCGGCCUGGAAAGCGAAAAGGUGGUAAGAAACAAGACGAAGAGGAACAAGAACCGUUCCUUGACAGUAAAACCUCGCGCAAGAUUUUGCAACUCGCCAGAGACCAGCAAGAGGAACUCGAGCUCAAAGAAGAGUUAAAUGUGAAUGAGAAGGAGGCUCAAAGGAUAGAACCGGGCUAUCGAGAAAAUGUCCAACUCGAGAGCGAUGAUGAAGAUGAAUUCGACAAUGGUGCAGACUCUGAUGUUGAAGAAUAUGAGGAGAUCGAAAUAGACGAGGAAGACUUGAAUGCGCUCGACAAAUUCAUGCCUGCAGACGCCCUACAAAGAAAGACUCUUGCAGAGAUUAUUCUCGAGAAACUACAGGAUGCCGAGGACCAAGCAGAGGACCAGGAAACCCAAAAACCAAAGGUCCAAUUCGAGGCCGCCAAGUCCUCCAAAGAUCCCUCGAAGCCUCUUGAUCCCACGGCUGGUCUUGAUCCAAAGGUUGUCGAAGUAUAUACAAAACUUGGAGUGUUCCUCUCACGGUACCGCUCGUCCUCUCUACCAAAAGCAUUCAAAAUUAUUCCAUCUCUGCACAACUGGGCUCGUAUCCUCGCCAUUACCAAACCUGAAAACUGGUCGCCACACGCCAUGCGAGCUGCUACGCGUAUUCUCGUAUCCAAUUUGAAACCUGAUCAAUGUCGCGUCUUCUUGGAAGGCGUUCUACUGCCCGCGGUGCGCGACGAUAUUGCGGAGCAUGGCAAGCUGAAUGUGCACUACUUUGAGGCUUUGCUCAAGAGCGUGUACAAGCCUGGUGCAUUCUUCAAAGGAAUCCUGUUUCCGCUGUGUGAGGGUGGUUGCACUCUCAAAGAGGCCUCGAUAGUUGGCAGCGUACUCAGCCGCGCCUCUGUCCCCAUUUUACACUCUGCCGCGGCCUUGUUGAGAUUAUCACGCAUGAAGUAUUCAGGACCGAACUCCCUCUUCAUUCGUAUUCUACUCGAUAAAAAGUACGCACUGCCGUACAAGGUUGUCGAUGGACUGGUCGAGCACUUUAUCAUCCUUUCCAAUACCUAUAAAGGUCGACGAGACCGAGGGCAGAGCGAGAAGCUCCCCGUCUUGUGGCAUCAAAGUUUGCUAGUGUUUGCUCAAAGGUAUGCAGCAGAUAUUACACCAGAGCAAAAGGAUGCGCUACUCGACGUGAUUCGAGUGAACCCUCAUCCUCAAAUCAGUCCAGAGGUUCGAAGAGAACUCGUUAGUUCCGUUGCACGAGGAGAACCCAGAGAUGCAAUGGAGGUAGAUGCUACAGGUAAUUAA
Messenger RNA from Serendipita indica DSM 11827, 1392 nucleotides. Lineage: Eukaryota; Fungi; Basidiomycota; Agaricomycetes; Sebacinales; Serendipitaceae. The record is from the annotation of a GenBank genome assembly.